AAUUGUUACUCAGGGACACAGAAUUUGUUACUGAGGGCCACAGAACGUUACUUAGGGCCACAGAAUUGUUACUCAGGGGACACAGAAUUGUUACUGAGGGCCACAGAAACGUUACUUAGGGACACAGAAUUGUUACUCACAGACACAGAAUUGUUACUCAGGGACACAGAAUUGUUACUGAGGGACACAGAAUUGUUACUGAGGGCCACCAGAAUUGUUACUCAGGGACACAGAAUUGUUACUGAGGGCCACAGAAUUGUUACUUAGGGCCACAGACAACGUUGUUACUCAGGGACACAGAAUUGUUACUCAGGGACACAGAAUUGUUACUGCUGGGCCACAGAAUAUGUUACUUAGGGACACAAAAUUGUACUUUACUCAAGGAGUACACGAUCACAUAGUUUACACCAGGGACAAAC
This is a messenger RNA of Staurois parvus, 419 nucleotides long. The record is from the annotation of a GenBank genome assembly. Lineage: Eukaryota; Metazoa; Chordata; Amphibia; Anura; Ranidae.